Messenger RNA from Schistosoma mattheei, 698 nucleotides. The record is from the annotation of a GenBank genome assembly. Lineage: Eukaryota; Metazoa; Platyhelminthes; Trematoda; Strigeidida; Schistosomatidae.
CCUUCCCCCCUUAAAAAAAACAAACAAAUAUUUUAUAUCCAACUCAUUUUUUAUUGAAUCUAAAUCUCAAUUAUAUAAUUGUUGAAUUUAUUUCAUCAGAGAAUAUUUUUGACAUAAAUAAUUAGUCUAAACAUUGAAAUAUACCCUACUAUCAGUGGUUCUAUUGAAUAAAUAUAUUAUUUACAAAAUAUUCAACUAAUAUGAUUAACUAUUGGUUUCAACCCUUCUGUUGUUUGAUUGUUGGAUUUCUAAUAUUAACCAGUUAUAUUAAUUGCAUGGACUCAAAUGAUGAUCCUUCAGAUAUCAGUGCAGAUAAACGCUUUCUGUUAGCUUUACCAACACCUAAAAGGUUAAGCCAACCUUCAUAUACAUUUAACCGUUACAGACGUCCAAUGUAUGGCUAUGGCUAUAGACCAGAUUAUAUUGAUUCUGAUGAAGAUUUAUUCAAUGAAGAUAAAAGAUUUCUACUUGGUCUACCGCCUAAAGUUGAAUAUAAACGUUUUCUACUUGGUUUACCACCAUCACAUAGACAACAUAAAAGGUUCAUUUUAGGGCUACCAGCACCAACUAGAUUUCAUUCAUAAACGAAGAUAGUUUUAAACACGUGAAUGUCUACACACAUAUGCAAACAAAAAAUGUUACCAUACAUCUAUUUAUUCAUUAUUUAACAUGUCUGAAUAAUAAAUUAUAAAGAUGAA